GUCAUCUCCCCGCGCCCGCCCUGUCUCCUCGCCGCCGCCAUGUCCUUGCGCCUGGGCAAGCUGGGCCGGGCCGCGGCCGCCACCGCCCGGGGCCGCCUGGGGAGCGCCGUCCCGCCGGCGGCAAGAAUUCAUGUCAGCCCUGAGCAGAAUUUGCAGUAUGGUUGGCUGGCUUAUAUGUUGGGAGAGAGAACUACAAAAAAACUCAAUGAAUACAGCAAAAUCUUUACAGUGGAGGGCAACUUGUCUUCUGGGAAGGGCAAGCUUGCACAACAGAUAGCAGAAAAACUAGGAAUGAAAUAUUUCCCAGAAGCAGACAUCCAUUACAUAGACAGGAUCUCAGGAGAUGGAACGCUGCUGCCUGAGAAAUUUAAUGGUUUCUGUAACCUAGAGAGGUUUUACAAUGAUCCGAAAUGCCCUGAUGGACACUCGUAUCGACUGCAAGCUUGGCUGUUUGGUAAUCGUGUUUUACAGUAUGCUGAUGCGUUGGAGCAUCUGCUGACCACAGGCCAAGGUGUGGUGAUGGAGCGCUCUCCCUACAGUGACUUUGUGUUUCUGGAUGCAAUGUUUAAGCAAGGCUAUAUCCACAAGCGAUGUCUUGAUCACUAUAACGAGGUCAAAGAUAUCAGUAUUUGUGAAUUCCUGCCACCUCACUUGGUCAUUUAUCUAGAUGUGCCUGUCCCGGAGGUGCAGAAGAGGAUCCAGGAGAAAGGAGAGCCAUAUGAGAAAAAGGUGUCUCCUUUGUAUCUGCAGAAUAUUGAGGAUGCUUACAAGCAAACCUUCUUACCGGAGAUCAGCAAGACCAGUGAAGUUCUGCAGUACACAGCAGCUGACACAGAGGAUGUGGAGAAGGUAAUUGAAGACAUUGAGUACCUGAAAUUUGACAAGGGACCAUGGCUGGAGCAGGACGAUGUUUCUUAUCAUCAUUUGAGACUUUACGUUCAGGACAAAAGUGGAGUGCUGAAUCCUGUAACCAUCCCUCGCUUCAUCCCAGAAAUCACAAUUGGAGGCCAUGAGUACGAUAAAGUCUAUUAUGAGUAUCGAUCGCUUCCUGGGCGCAAUUUUAAGCAAGGCUACAAUGCUGAUAUUGGUGACAAGUGGAUCUGGCUGAAAUGAAAUCUGCUCCGGGGAGCCCUAACUGCGAUGGACCACGGAACUUGAGUGAAGAAGCAGUUGAGUUCAACGUGCCUGCUCUGCAUCAAUUGUGUAGUGUGAAGAAAAUGCUGGUUAAAUCAUCUUCCAGCUACAGCAUAAGAGAAUAGAGUCCUAGAAGGGAAAUCACUUUAUUCUGAUUUGUUCUUCACCGAUGAAUUCAGGCUGCUUUGUCUUUGGAUGUCAGAUAGUCAAUGUGUGGUAGCAAAGUGAUCUGGUAUUACAGAGGCAGACUUAAGAUCAAUGCUGAACUUUCUCUUCAUCAAGACUGUGGCAUAUUAUUAUACAGGGUUAUUGUUGUUUUGCUAAAUCAAGAGAAAUUAAACCCAUAUCCUCCUGGC
This is a messenger RNA of Tyto alba (common barn owl), 1490 nucleotides long. RefSeq names its product NADH:ubiquinone oxidoreductase subunit A10 (gene NDUFA10). Gene Ontology annotation, biological process: mitochondrial electron transport, NADH to ubiquinone. Lineage: Eukaryota; Metazoa; Chordata; Aves; Strigiformes; Tytonidae. Gene Ontology annotation, cellular component: cytoplasm. The transcript has 10 exons. The record is from RefSeq and is a predicted model, not a curated record. Bases 40 to 1113 code for a protein of 357 amino acids.